UCUCAUUGGCUGGUUACCUGACGUCACUCUCCCGCGCCGCGUGUCCCCUUGACUCGAGUUACCGGUGAUCGAGAUAGUUGUUACAAAAUGAUCCUGCGUUGAAGAAGGUCAAUAGGCACAUGGUAGUAUGUCUGAACCGUGGCUUUACCCUACUAUUUUACUAUGCAUUUAUGGAUUUUUCUCCAGCCACAGACCACUGGAACCUUUUCUAACCCCGUUUUUGAUGGGACCUGAUAAAAACCUGACGGAAACAGAGGUUGUGAGUGAGAUCUAUCCAUUCUGGACAUAUUCCUACCUUGUGCUGCUUUUUCCUGUUUUCCUGGCCACAGAUUAUCUUCGCUACAAACCUGUGCUCAUUGUCCAGGCGGCCAGCUUCAUAGUGACAUAUGCUUUGCUCGUGACAGUCCGGAGUGUGAGGGCCAUGCAGUUAUUGGAGUUCUUUUUCGGUCUGGCGACUGCCACUGAAGUUGCCUACUACUCCUACAUCUACAGUGUUGUGGAGCCAUCUCAUUAUCAGAGGGUGACUGGUUUUUGCCGCUGUGUCACACUGUUGGGCUCAGCCAUUGGCUCACUCAUGGGACAGAUCCUGGUGUCUGUAGGCCAGGUGCCUCUGUUUUAUUUGAGCAUCAUCACACUUGUGUCCUCCUGCAUAGCCUUUGUUGCCCCUUGGUUCCUACCCAUGCCCGGUAAGAGCCUGUUCUUUCACCACAGAGAGAGCAGCUCUCAGGAUGAAGGAGCUCUGGAACCCAUUAACAGACGUCAGCUGAUCGAGAAGCCAGAGGAUCCAGAGUCCAAAAUACAGCUUAGUGCAGAUGAAAGAAUGACACAAAGGCCACAAAGGAGGCUUCUCUCUCUCCAUUUGGGUGUCCAGGCUCUCAAGGACAUUACCAGCAGUAGUGGAUUAAUGGAAGUGUUAAAAAUGCUUUGGUCAGACUUCCUUGAGUGUUACUCCUGCUCUACCCUACUGGCCUGGUCAGUGUGGUGGGCUUUAUCCACAUGUGGUUACCUCCAGGUGAUUAAUUAUGCUCAAGCACUUUGGGAGAAAAUCUUGCCUUCCAGUGAUUUUGAAGUCUACAAUGGAUACGUGGAGACCGUAUCUACAUUGCUUGGCGCUUUUGCAGCAUUUGUUGUAGGCUUUGUGAAAGUGUCCUGGGCAGUGUGGGGAGAGCUUGCUCUCUGCAUUUUCUCUGUGGUAAUUGCAGUGUGUGUGUACCUCAUGGACACCAUCAGAAAUAUCUGGGUUUGCUACACUUCCUACAUGCUCUUCAGAGCUACCUACAUGCUGCUUAUCACCAUAGCAACGUAUCAGAUAGCUGCUAACCUAAGUAUGAGAAGAUAUGCUUUGGUUUUUGGAGUAAACACUUUCAUCGCACUUCUACUGCAGACGCUUCUUACUCUAAUUGUAGUAGAUUCUGCUGGUCUAGGCCUGGAUAUUUUUCUACAGUUUCUGAUCUAUGCAAGUUACUUUGCUGUAAUAGCUGUGAUAUUCUUGAUUGCUUGGCUGUAUAAACUGUACAAAAGAAGGGGACCUGAAGGACAGAAUGAAUUACCCUCAACAGAAACAGUUCCAGAAGCUUGAGACACCUCACA
This is a messenger RNA of Carassius carassius (crucian carp), 1590 nucleotides long. Its product is annotated as thiamine transporter 1-like. Lineage: Eukaryota; Metazoa; Chordata; Actinopteri; Cypriniformes; Cyprinidae. The coding region runs from base 128 to 1579 and encodes 483 amino acids. The record is from RefSeq and is a predicted model, not a curated record. Gene Ontology annotation, biological process: vitamin transport; transmembrane transport. The transcript is spliced from 7 exons. Gene Ontology annotation, molecular function: vitamin transmembrane transporter activity. Gene Ontology annotation, cellular component: plasma membrane.